AUGGCUCCCUUUGCAGAAGCAGCCACCGAAGUGUUUCGCCAGUCGAUUGAACUUGCUCUCAGGCACGUCCCCCUUCCACAAGACAAGGACGAGCACGACGAUGACGAACCCCCGGUGUGUAGCAGUGGUAACGAGUACGAUGGGCGCAUGGGUGUCCGUAUCUCGUCCAUUUUCGUCAUUAUGGUCGGGGGUGGUAUCGGGGUGUUUUUCCCCAUCUUGCUGAGUCGAUACUCGGCUAUCCGCAUGCCGUGGUGGUGCUUCUUCAUCGCCAAGUUCUUCGGGUCCGGGGUUAUCGUCGCCACCGCAUUCAUCCAUCUUUUGGACCCCGCCGUGGAGGCCUUGGGCAACGAGUGUCUCACCGGGCCCGUCACCGAGUACCCGUGGGCGAUCGCCACCUGCUUGAUGAUGAUUUUCUUGAUGUUCCUUAUUGAAAUUAUUGCCUAUGGUCUCUCCAACGAACACCGCCAGGAAGGGGGCCACACCCACUCCCAUUUCGGCGCCGAAGACUUGUACGUUCGUGGCGCUGGCAUGGAGAAGGGCGCUAUCGACAAGGUUGACAAGGACGACCUGAGCGAGUUCCUGGAUAACCACGAUAACACCGUCCCCGCCCCGCAACUGACGGCGCCGCAAGACGCUUUCACCAAGCACUACAGCCACGCCGACAACCACCAAGACCACGAAAUCCUCGGCACUCCCGCCGAAGACAUCUCCAAGGAAAAGUACGCUGGCUCGCUUAUCGGUAUCUUCUUCCUUGAAUUCGGUAUCUUGUUCCACUCGGUGUUCACCGGGUUGGCGUUGGCUGUCGCUGGUGAUGAGUUCAUCACCCUUUACAUCGUGCUUAUUUUCCACCAAAUGUUCGAAGGGUUCGGUUUGGGGCUGAGAAUUGCCACCACCAACUGGGGUAAGCACCGCUGGACCCCCUGGGUGUUCGCCGCCGCCUUUGCCUUGGUCACCCCCGUCGCCAUCGCCAUUGGUCUUGGGGUGCGUAAGAGUUACGCUCCUGGGUCGAGAACGGCGCUUCUUGUCAACGGGGUGUUUGACGCGUUGCUGGCGGGGGUUUUGAUUUACACUGGUCUCGUCGAGUUGAUGGCUCACGAGUUCUUGUUCUCGCUGGAGUUCAAGGGGCCGAACGGCUUCCGCAAGAUGUUGUGGGCGUACUUUAUUAUGUGUUGGGGUGGUGGGUUGAUGGCCUUGUUGGGUUACUGGGCUUAA
Messenger RNA from Diutina rugosa, 1212 nucleotides. RefSeq names its product low-affinity Zn(2+) transporter (gene ZRT2). Lineage: Eukaryota; Fungi; Ascomycota; Pichiomycetes; Serinales; Debaryomycetaceae. The record is from RefSeq and is a predicted model, not a curated record. Gene Ontology annotation, biological process: zinc ion import across plasma membrane. The coding region runs from base 1 to 1212 and encodes 403 amino acids. Gene Ontology annotation, molecular function: low-affinity zinc ion transmembrane transporter activity. The transcript has a single exon. Gene Ontology annotation, cellular component: plasma membrane.